Kockovaella imperatae is the source of this 571-nucleotide messenger RNA. RefSeq lists its product as hypothetical. NCBI's taxonomy places the organism in Eukaryota, Fungi, Basidiomycota, Tremellomycetes, Tremellales, Cuniculitremaceae. The record is from RefSeq and is a predicted model, not a curated record. The transcript has 2 exons. Bases 101 to 490 code for a protein of 129 amino acids.
CACUACCGAGGUUUGGAAAUUAAGCCAAAAAUCACUAUCACGCAUUUUUGGGCGGCCAUACGUUAACCAUAGCACACACUCAUACAUACAGCUGUCGGCCAUGCCAGCGACGCAAGUAGGGGGAUCAUCCUCAUCAUUAUCGUCCUCCUCCAGAUUCCAGAAUGAACCCAAUGCUACUGUCCCACCUGCCGUCGCUGCGGCUACCUCCUCUACCCUCCCUGCGAAAUUGGCAAAGAACAAGCGUCUGCCAGCGACCAUGAUCACACCUCAAGGUCAGGUCGUACCGUCCUCCAAGAAACACGCUGGGAACGUAUCGAAGAAGAAGAAGCGGAGAGUGGAAGAGGGUAAAGAAAAGGCGUUGGAGAGGAGUGGCAAGUUGGAGGAGAAGGUAAAGAUUAGAGAAGAGAAGAGGACACAACUGACAGCUGACCGCAGGCGAAACGAGAGAGAGCGAAGAAAGCUUGGGAGUGAAGUACGAUCCUUUUUGUAGCAUAUCACGAUGAUUUGACGACCUUUGCACGAAUAUCACACUAUUUGCCCAUCCCGCGAAACGACCAUGCGUCACCCAGCA